AUGUCCUGCGGCCACAUCCUCACGCACUACACCACGCGCUGCUCGCGCGGCGAAUGCGCCGUUCCCAAAGGCCCGCUUCACCACCUCGCCGACACAUGCGCAGCCUGCGAUCCCGAGCACCAAACGCGCCUGAUCAAAAAGAAGCACGACAGGCGGCACCACGAGCUCAUGGCGCAGCUGUACAACAACGACCGCCAGGGCCGCGUCGACGAGGUUCAGAAGUGCGUUGAGCGGAUGAACGCGCUGCGCGCGCGCUCGAACCGGGAGAUCGGCGCCGCGAGGGAUUAUGGCCGGAGCCGAUCUGCGCUCGAGGUCGAGUUCCCGGGGUACAGCGGCGAGUGUCGCUGGGGAGAUGGGAAGUGCGUGUGGAUGGAGGUCCGGACGCUGCUGAUCGAUGGGCACCUGGCGCGCAUCCCGACGGUGGUGUCGCGUACGCCAAAGCCUUUGCCGGCGCGGUAUACGGAGCGCUUGCGCCGCUUGGAGGGCCAUCUUGCGGGUAAGAGUGAGAACCGGGCUUCGGGUGGUGGAAAGAGGGGGAUCAUGAGGGAGAAUAUGGGGAGGAGGAGGAAUCCGAGGCCGCCUCGCAGUACGGUGAGUCCGAGUUGGGCUACGAGUCGGCAGACAGCCUACGGACGGUACGCCCAUAUGUUCCAAAGACAUUAA
Molecule: messenger RNA, 663 nt
Organism: Anthostomella pinea
Lineage: Eukaryota; Fungi; Ascomycota; Sordariomycetes; Xylariales; Xylariaceae
Source: the annotation of a GenBank genome assembly